ACGAAUCUCCGUCGCCGGUUUAAAAAUGCAAUGAUUGAUAACGUAAGGUCAAAAUGAAUUACGAUUUUUAUGAAGCGAACUUACAGUUUAGGAAGAAACAGUAUUCGAAAUGUGUGGAUAUUUGUACAAAUUUAUUAAUGAAAAAUUCGUUAGAUCAGGCUGUUUGGGUUUUGAAAAUGAGAGCUAUGACGUUACAAGUGAUGGUAGACGAUAUAGAAGCAGAAGAAGAAGGAAUAGCUGACAUGUUCCUGAACACAGAUACAAUUGCUGUUUCGGCUCGUCCUGGUACAUCUUUAAGAACAGCGAAUACAAGCACAGCUUUAGGAAAUCCCAGCCAUAGACCGAAAACAGUAUCAGGAAGACCGAUCAGUGGUGUUGUCAGACCAGACACUCGAUCUGGUGGAGGUGAAACGUUGCAGCAAACAUUGAGAACCCCCAGAACUGCUCAAACUGUCAGACCACUUACGUCGAAAUCAGCUCGAAGUUUGAGAUUGGGAACAGCUUCGAUGGUGUCUCAACUGGAGGGUGCGUUUAUUCAAAUAUCGCGACUGAAUUUAGCAAAAUAUGCGGCCCAGAAAUCAGUAGCGAAGGCUUUAUUCGAAUAUAUUUAUUACCACGAGAACGAUGUGAGAAAUGCUAUGGAUUUAGCCAUCGAAGCGACGAAAGCUUGCGAAUAUAAGGAUCCUUGGUGGAAAAUUCAACUCGGCAAGUGUUAUUUUUUAAUCGGUUCGAAUCGAGAUGCAGAGAAACAAUUUAAAUCGGCGCUCGAACAACAGCCUACAAUCGAAGUGUACCUGAGACUGGCUAGAAUUUAUUUAAGACUAGAUCAACCAAUUACAGCGUUGGAAUUAUUAGUCGUAGCGUUGAAACAGUUCCCAAAUGAAGUUACCAUCGUGACUGAAAUGGCUAGAAUACUCGAAGAACUGAACGAUAUACCAUUGUCUGUGAAAUCAUACAAGAAUAUUUUACGCGAAGAUGCAACCAACAUGGAAGCUGUAGCUUGUAUUGGUGUUCAUCACUUUUACACAGACCAGCCUGAUAUUGGCCUUCAAUGUUAUAUACGAUUGCUCCAGAUGGGUCUGUACACUGCUGAACUUUUCAACAAUUUGGGAUUGUGUUGUUUUUACUCUCAACAAUACGAUAUGGUGGUGACAUGCUUCGAACGAGCCCUUAGCUUGGCUGUAAAUGAUAAUGCAGCCGAUGUUUGGUACAAUAUUGGUCACAUUGCUAUCGCUAUUGGUGACUUGGACAUCGCUGAGCAAUGUUUGCGUUUAGCAUUAUCUAUCGAUACGACUCAUGCAGCCUCAUUCAACAAUCUUGGCGUGAUUAUGUUCAAUCGUGGAAACAGUCUACAAGCAUGUUCAUAUUUUGACUUUGCUAAUAGCAUAGCUCCUUAUUUAUUCGAACCACAUUUUAAUCGAGCCUACGUAUCUCAUGAGAUUGGAGAUCUGCAAACGAGUUAUAUGUUGGUAAAGAAAUCCUUGAAAGCUUAUCCUGGACAUGUGAGCUCCGAAAAAUUACUCGAUAAAUUGAGAGUUUAUUUCAAUUAUUUAUAGCUUCAACUUUUUUUUUUUUGUAUUCUAUUCUAUUGAAUUGUUGUUUUAACUUGAUAAAUUAAUAAAAUAUGUUGAGUAGUAAGUACCAA
Planococcus citri (citrus mealybug) is the source of this 1645-nucleotide messenger RNA. RefSeq names its product tetratricopeptide repeat protein 8-like. The record is from RefSeq and is a predicted model, not a curated record. Bases 54 to 1556 code for a protein of 500 amino acids. Gene Ontology annotation, molecular function: protein binding. The transcript has 8 exons. Gene Ontology annotation, biological process: non-motile cilium assembly. NCBI's taxonomy places the organism in Eukaryota, Metazoa, Arthropoda, Insecta, Hemiptera, Pseudococcidae. Gene Ontology annotation, cellular component: non-motile cilium; BBSome; ciliary basal body.